Chroicocephalus ridibundus (black-headed gull) is the source of this 2491-nucleotide messenger RNA. Its product is annotated as butyrophilin subfamily 3 member A2-like. Gene Ontology annotation, molecular function: signaling receptor binding. The record is from RefSeq and is a predicted model, not a curated record. The coding region runs from base 1 to 1491 and encodes 496 amino acids. Lineage: Eukaryota; Metazoa; Chordata; Aves; Charadriiformes; Laridae. Gene Ontology annotation, cellular component: external side of plasma membrane. The transcript has 11 exons. Gene Ontology annotation, biological process: regulation of cytokine production; T cell receptor signaling pathway.
AUGGACAAACAGAAACAGCUGCCAUUUUAUCUUCACACAGGUCAAUUUUUUAGCUCUCCUCCUGGUAGUUCCGUCAUUGGAGUCAUUGGAGAAGGGGUCGUUCUGCCUUGCCACGUGGUAGCAGAUAACGUUCCUGAGAUAUUCUCUGUCCAGUGGAUAUUUCACGAGCAGUCUCAAGAAAUAACUGUGAGCAGAUAUGAUGGAAAAAGUAAAAAGGAGAAACAGGAUGAGAGAUAUCAAGGCAGAACAGAAUUCUUCCACAGUGAAUUUAGAGCUGGCAACAUGUCUCUGCACUUGAAGAACGUCAGGAGCUCUGACAAAGGAUCAUACACUUGUGUGGUCUCUUUCAGUGACACACACCGUGAUAUGUUGAUUGAACUGCAAGUGGCAGCGACAGGUGGUGUGCCUUCCAUUUUUCUGAGGAGUCAUGAGAAGCAGGGCAUUGACCUCACCUGCCAUGCAUCCGGAUGGUUUCCCAAACCUGAGGUGAUUUGGCUGGAUGGCCAAGGACGGGUCCGGAAGGAACCAUCGACCACAAAGAUGACAAUGAUGCCUACAGGCCUAUACCGUGUUGUAACUUCCAUGAACCUAGAACCGAGCUCUGACAUGGAAGUCUCCUGCAGGAUAGUCAACAAUCUGCUAAAUACAACGAGCGAGUCUCGAGUCCUCAUCACAGAUAUUUUCUUUCCCCACAUUUCAAAAUGGCUGAUUACCUUCCUGGUAAUUUUAUGUCUUAGCAUGGUCCUAAUUUCCACUGUAUCUUUUAAGCUGAGAAGUAAUCACAAGAAAACAACUAGCGCAGUAAAAGCGAAGAUGGAAAUAGAAGAAGAAAAAAAACAACUCGAGUCAACGUUAGAAGAAGAAAAAAACAAACAUCGAGCAGCAAAGUCGGAACUCAAGAAACGUUUUGUUCGACUGAGAACAGAGCUGGAUUUCUGGGAAUCCCGGAGCUAUGCAGUUCCCAUUACUGUGAAAUCUGACUGCCGAGUCCUGGAGCUCCAUCUGCCAGGGGUUCCAGGUGUGGAGAGCAACACGUCUGAACCUGCUGGCACGAACACUCCCUGCACAGUCCCUGUCCUGGUGGGGAAGGAAGGGUUUGCAGCUGGGAAACACUACUGGGAGGUGGAGGUGGGCCAGGAGCAGGACUGGGUGCUGGGGGUGGUGAGGGAGAAAGGGAGACAGGAAGGGAUGCGUCCCGGGGAGGACUACUGGGCUCUGCACAGGUCCCAGGGACAGAUUUUCUGUAGCACCGGAGACCACAAGAUUGAGAAGCAGCAGAUGAGUUAUUCAGUGAUUGGUGUGCUUCUGGACUUGGACAGAGAGCGAGUGAAAUUUUAUGAAGCAGAGCAGAUACGCAUCAUAGUGAGAAUGCCUCUAAGGCUUGGAACGGAACCUGCAGAAAAGUUUUACCCAUUUCUAUCCAAAACGGAAGGGACAGGCACACCUCGUAUCCACCCGGUCUCAAUCCCAGUCCCUUUGGAGACACUGUAAAGGGAAACUUUGAAUCAAAUGGGUUGUAGAAUCAAAGUUCUUUGCCAAGAGGUCACGGUGAGAGGAGGAGAGUCUAGAAUGGCUUAGGACGUCAGCAAUUAUAAAAUAAAGGCAGUAGGACUGGGUAUCAAAGCAGGAAAACCUGAAAAAAAGGGGAGAAGUAAUGAACGAACAUUACAGUGUCUCAAAAUAGAAAAAAAAAGUACUUUGAAGGAAAAGAACUUUUUAAUAUUAUUUGUUCUCAACUAAGAGAACAGAGAAAGCCUCUAAUGAUUGCUUUUUGUUGCAAAAUAUUCUCCAAGCUGUAUGUGAAUUCCAAGGCAUGUAUAAACCAUUACAAAAAAAAUGCCCUCUUAUAAGUAAGACCAGGACAAACAGAAAAUUUCAUUAAUUUUUCUUUCUACGUGAUCCAAGAAGAAUGGUUAUGAAGAAAAUCAGUGCCCAAAGCAAAAAAGGAAUAUCAGAAGCAUUUGAUUAUUUAAGUAAUCCAUUCAAAUCGUCACGAUUAUUAGGGAAUCUAGUCUUCACCCUUGUAGAGGCUUGGAUGCAUUCUCUGCUGUCUCUUUGAUUAAAACAUGGUUGGGUGACAAGGAUAUUUUUUUCCCCGUUGAAUGUAUUUUUUACUCCCUAUUAAUGCAACCUUGAGCACUUGUGACAACUGAAUGGAGACAGCAUUCCCCUGGUCCAGUAGGUGACUCCCCAGGGAAAGACUAUCAGUUCUGACUGGUGGAGUUAAAAAAGGAGUUAUGGCUCCCCUCUCUAAACUGUUAGAUUUCUGUGUUUCUCUUUACAUUUAAACACCGAUUCAAAAGUGUGUUCUGUUUCUGAGGGCCUGAAAGUGUAAUAUAACUUUCCAAGAGAAGGUUAAAAUAAAGGGUUUUUUGGACUGCUAUCCACCUUGAAUUUGAACCUGAUGCCUUUUGCUGCCAGUAAUUCUUGGCAGAAAUAACACUCAAAACCAAUUCUAAGUGAAACCUACAGCGCUUUACGAGUUUCUUAU